Molecule: messenger RNA, 873 nt
Organism: Equus quagga
Lineage: Eukaryota; Metazoa; Chordata; Mammalia; Perissodactyla; Equidae
Gene: ATP6V1G2
Product: ATPase H+ transporting V1 subunit G2
Exons: 3
Coding region: 1-357 (118 amino acids)
Biological process (GO): proton transmembrane transport
Cellular component (GO): vacuolar proton-transporting V-type ATPase complex
Molecular function (GO): proton-transporting ATPase activity, rotational mechanism
Source: RefSeq, a predicted model, not a curated record
AUGGCCAGUCAGUCCCAGGGUAUCCAGCAGCUCCUGCAAGCUGAGAAGCGGGCGGCUGAGAAGGUGGCAGAUGCCAGAAAGAGGAAGGCCCGGCGUCUGAAGCAGGCAAAGGAGGAGGCACAGAUGGAAGUGGAGCAGUACCGCAGAGAGCGAGAGCAGGAAUUCCAGAGCAAGCAGCAGGCGGCCAUGGGCUCCCAGGGGAACCUGUCGGCUGAGGUGGAGCAGGCUACAAGGCGCCAGGUGCAAGGCAUGCAGAGCUCACAGCAGAGAAACCGUGAACGUGUCCUGGCCCAGCUUCUUGGCAUGGUCUGUGACGUGAGGGCCCAGGUCCACCCCAACUACCGGAUUGCUGCCUAGGACCCAUCGUAGGGCCUGACUCCUCCUGCCGGUUCCCUCCGUUAAAGAAAUCCCCAAGUCAAAAUCACCUCUCACCAUCAUCCUUCUCUCCUUUCCAUUCCCUACAAAUUCUAAGAGGUAGGAUCCAAUAAUUCUCCUGUGAAAUUUAUGAAUAUCUUGCUCAGACCUGAAUCUCCUUAUUGUUCUUUAACCUUCACUGGGAACUUGUAAACUCUCAAGUCCCCCUCACCCAACCACUCUGUGAAAUUUGUAGCAUGGAGAAAGAAGUAGGGAUGUGGAAAACAGCCUGACUUCAGAGCCUGGCAGUCUGGGGUACCUCUCCUGACCCUGCCACUUGCUGGCUGUGCAACCAGGACAAGCUACUUAACCUGUGGCCUCAGUGUCCUCCUCUACAAGACUGGAAUAAUAAUAAUAAUACCUAGGGGUUGUUGCAAUGAUUAGGAAUCAUUCUUUAAAGAGCCUAGCAUCGUGGGGCUUCCCCCGUGGCUGAGUGGUUAAGUUUGCGCACUAUGCUUC